AUGUUUCCUCCCAAUCAGGGCUCCCUUCUCGUGUGGAAGCGCACAUACGGGCAGACACUCGCUGGGAUUCGUCCAGCCAAGGGCACCUCAUUGCGGCGGCUGCUGCUCAGGCCCAUCUUAACGGCAAUAGCUGUGUACAUAUCCAAGCGCGGCCUUCAGUUCAUGCUUGGCCAUAGGUUUCAUCGAGCAGGCGAACACACCUGGAAGCGGCGCUUGCUUCGCCUCCUCACAAAUGCGCAACGAGUGGUGGAAGUGCUGUCGACACUGAACCACUUUGUGUUUCUGUACUCUGCUGAUUUCCCCACGCUGCCUGACCGCCUGCUCCGCCUCUCGUAUACACGCACCGCCGCAUCAGCCACCACAAUGCUCGGUUACUUGCAACAGGAAAUGCUCAUUCAAGUGCUUCUUGUUGCACUGCGGCGCGUUGCGCACAUUCCCGCGUCCUUGCCCGCGUGGCUCACAGCGAGGCCUGUCGACCCCCACGCUUCCGAGGUAUCCCCAUCAUCAUCGUCGUCAUCGUCGUCGUUGAGGUGUAUGCGUUGCCUUGGCCGCUGCAUUCAGCUCCCCUGCAGUGGCGCCUGUGGCCACCCCAUCUGCUUCUCAUGUGCCGUCAUCGCUUUCACGAGCGAAGGGGAUAUCACGUGCAAGUUGUGUGGUGCGCCGUGUCGGGCACGCAAUCUUCGCCUCGCGCAGCCACUGCAGUAUGUGGCCCCUGCACCGUCGUCACUGGCGUUGUCGUGACAAAUGAAGACCCAACAAGCAUCUUGUUUGUUUUGCAUAGCCGAGUCAUGUGAGAGAGAGAGUGUGUGUGUGAGUAUGUGUGAGUGUGCGAUAAGUCUAAUGUAAGUUAAAUGGCCUUAAGCUUUGUCUUGUCUGUACACAAUUCCUCUUCGGCUG
Salpingoeca rosetta is the source of this 897-nucleotide messenger RNA. RefSeq lists its product as uncharacterized. Gene Ontology annotation, biological process: protein import into peroxisome matrix. Gene Ontology annotation, cellular component: peroxisomal membrane. The coding region runs from base 1 to 741 and encodes 246 amino acids. Gene Ontology annotation, molecular function: zinc ion binding. The record is from RefSeq and is a predicted model, not a curated record. The transcript is spliced from 9 exons. NCBI's taxonomy places the organism in Eukaryota, Choanoflagellata, Craspedida, Salpingoecidae.